Choloepus didactylus (southern two-toed sloth) is the source of this 2161-nucleotide messenger RNA. RefSeq names its product solute carrier family 66 member 3 (gene SLC66A3). The transcript has 6 exons. The record is from RefSeq and is a predicted model, not a curated record. NCBI's taxonomy places the organism in Eukaryota, Metazoa, Chordata, Mammalia, Pilosa, Megalonychidae. The coding region runs from base 119 to 823 and encodes 234 amino acids.
UGGGACGGCGGCCGAGUCCUCUCCCCGCCCGCGGAACCCUCUGGAUCGGGUUGUCGCGACUCCUUAAAAGUUUCCGUCUCUGAAAGUACUUGGAAAAAACCAAAACAACAUCAACAACAUGCUCUUCGGCAGUGAACACCCCACGAGGACGGCCUGUGCCCCGCUCGCCUCCCGGGGCUCCGCCUCCGCCUGCCCCGGCCCGAGCAGGGGAAGGAGCCCGCGGCCCCGUGCUGGGGCGGAGCUGCGGGGACCCGGGGGCGGCGCCAGGCGGGGCGGCGAGGGCGGAAGGCCCGGCGGAGGCGCGCGGAAGGCCCCUGCUCGGCGCGCCAUGGAGGCCCGGCUGCUGCGCUUCUGCCACUGGAGCACCCUGGGCGUGUGCGCCGCGCUCAAGCUGCCGCAGCUCUCGGCUCUGCUGGCGGCGCGGGGCGCGCGCGGCCUCAGCCUCCCGAGUUUGCUGCUGGAGCUGGCGGGCUUCCUGGUGUUUCUUAGGUACCAGUGUUACUAUGGUUACCCACUGCUGACCUACCUGGAGGUCCCCAUCCUCAUCGCACAAGACGUCAUCCUCCUGCUCUGUGUCUUCCAUUUUAACGGGAACGUGAAGCAGGCUGCACCGUACUUAGCUGUAUUUUUCUCUUCUUGGUUUGUCCUCACUCUGCAGAAGUGGAUCAUAGAUCUGGCCAUGAAUUUAUGUACUUUCAUUAGUGCAGCCAGUAAGUUUGCUCAACUCCAGUAUCUGUGGAAGACAAGGGACUCGGGAGCUGUGAGUGCUCUGACUUGGAGCCUUGCUUCAUACACCUGUGCAAGAAAUCUUGGCAACUUUUAACUGCAGAGCUUACAUUUCAAUCUUUUUUGCAUGAUGCCCUGUGCUUAACAAAUACUUAAAACAUUUAUUGAUUAGAUGAAAAACAAACUGGGGACUGUAAUUUUAUAGGAAACAAAUGAACUUUGUUUAAAACCCAGUGUUCCUUUUUUAUAGUUUAGGCUAGCAACUUCAACCUCAACAUUUAGAAAUGAGUAAACUGUGCAUUUUUAGCUGCUCCACCUGUUUACUUUGGCUGGUUACUGUAUUCUGGUUCACCUUGGAGCCAUUACUACCGGGUCACGCAUAUUGAAAGUCUGUAAGAGUUUGCAUGAAAAUUGGCUCCUUGGCCACCUUCUGAACUGCUCUGCUCUCCACCCACUUAAUUCAUCUCUUCUGUGUAAAUCAUUGAUUUAAUCGUCAACUGUUUACAUGUUGUCUGUGCACAAACCCUUUGUUUAGCAAAUUUGGCAACAAAAAAUUUUAUGAGACUUGGUCCCUGCUCUUUAGAGGUAUACAGUUUAGUUGGAGGACCAAAGACACACUCACAUCAAUAUAUGCUGAAUGCAAAGUGUUAUGCGGAGGGGAGAUUUCUAUGGGGUUAGGGUUAGCAGAGGCAUUCGGUUGCAGGGAAUGGUGUGUCUGACUUCCAGUUUGGGUCUUUUGUGCAUUAAAAGCGACCAGGUCAGUUUAAACCGUUACACUAAUUUCCUGUUUAUUAAGUGAAGUGCUGCAUCAGGAAAAUGAAUUAAAUUAAGCAGUUCUGUUUAGACCCUUAGGAAAAUCAUAUUCCUUUCUGGGCCUCAGUUUCCUUGCCUGUACAAUAUCUAGAAAAUAAGGGAUAGAAUUCAGUAAUUUAAAAACAUUGUUUUUGCUGAGUGGGUAUAAAGUGUUUGUAAAUAAAAAUUAAUUAAAAAAAAAACAUUGUUUUUAAUUAAUGGGAGCCUUUCUUUAAAAGAAAUCUUACCCAGAAAUUCAAUAUGUAAAUAAGAUUUUUUAAAAAGUUGCUUUUUGGGGAUAGGGAAGGGAGCACACACUGUGGAAGGAGAGCUCAGCUUUCCCUGGGCAGUACCGAAGCACCUUCUAGAACUGCUUCUACUCUUACGAGCAGUUUCAAAACCACUGGACUAGGAUAUGUGCCUGAAUUUUAGAUGUUUUAUGAAAUAUAGUACUAGUUUUCUGCACCACCAAAAUAUUUCUAGAACAAUUAACACAUAUUCCUUCCUUUGUUCUGGUUUUGUUUGAAAUUUUUUUUUUAUUGCUUGUUUGUUAAUUUUUUCAUAGAGUUAAAAAAAAAAAGAAUGAAAAAAACAGAACAAAACAUAUUUCUGUAUUUAAGACAUUAACUAAACACCAAAAUGU